AUGAAGGCACUUACACCCUGGAUGUUAUGUUUUUGUCUCAUAAUAACGAUUGCAAACUCUACGAAUUUAAGAGUUGUAGGCGAUGAAUGUGUGUACUCGAAGAUUGACCUAAUUCUCAACGCAAAGUUUAAUAAAACAACACAGAUUUGUUGUCGGUCAGGUGUCCAUGCGAGAUAUCGAGAGGAAAUGGAAAUUGGUUGUUGUGGUGAAGGAAUUUACAAACUUCAAAUAGAAUUGUGUUACAACGAUCAAGUGUACGUAAAGGAAAUGCAAACAAACUGUGAUUGCAAGUGUGGAAAAUCAAAUUUUGAGAAUAUCAACGUAUAUUAUUGA
Messenger RNA from Magallana angulata, 333 nucleotides. RefSeq lists its product as uncharacterized. NCBI's taxonomy places the organism in Eukaryota, Metazoa, Mollusca, Bivalvia, Ostreida, Ostreidae. The record is from RefSeq and is a predicted model, not a curated record. The transcript is spliced from 4 exons. The coding region runs from base 1 to 333 and encodes 110 amino acids.